AUGGACGCUACGACACUCGCGGUGCUCUGGAACCUCAAGAUCGUCGUCACGGCCGUGCUGGUCCGAUUCGUACUUAAGCGGAAACUCUCGGAGCUGCAGCACAUUGCGCUUCUGCUGCUUGUAGUCGGCGUCCUAACGAGCCAAUCGAGUCAUUUACGGGUGAAAGACCAAGAAGACGUGAUGACCGAGGAAAGCAGCAAGAAGGAGAUGCUGAUGACGAGGGACUCGUUUGCUGCUGACACGAGCACUCGGGACUUUGGUCCGGGCGUGCUUUUGGUGCUCGUGGGUGUCACGCUGUCGUCCUGUGCCAGUGUGUUCACUGAGUGGGCGUUCAAGAGGAAGUCCGAGUGUCCGUUUCUGUGGCAGAGUCUGCAGAUGUAUUCAUUUGGCGUCCUCUUCAACACUGCUGGUGUUCUGCUGGUCGAGAGCGACGACAUUGUCACGAAGGGAUUCUUCCAUGACUUUAAUCACUGGACAGUGGCUGUGAUUGCAGUCCACAACAUGGGCGGCAUCGGCAUCGGCUUCAUCCUCAAGUACCUGGACAACAUCGCGUGCGUCUACGCCCAUUCCAUGGCGAUGGUGCUCACGAUGCUCGCAUCCAUGCUCUUCUUCUCCUUCUCGCCAACGCUCGAGCUCGGCUGCGGUCUCACGGUGCUCCUGAUCUCCGUGUACAUCUAUCAUCACCCGCUGGCCGCUGCUGUCGAUGCAACGGUGUCGGAAGAUGCUGCAAAAUCGUGUCACUCAUCGACGACGAGGAUGGGCUCCGAUAUUCAGGGAAGGAGCGCAGACUCGAACAGUGCCGAGACGGAGCGAAGGAUUUCGAUUAAACUGCAAGAAAUGGAUGAUGAUGACGACGAUGACGAUGACGAUACGGACACUUGCUCCAUCCUCUCGAGCUCCAGUGACUCGUUGUCGUCCAUGCCACCACGAUCAAUGCACGGCAUGCAGCUCAAGAAGACGCAAUACUCGAUGCUUGCAAGCGAGGCGCUGUAA
Messenger RNA from Peronospora matthiolae, 993 nucleotides. The record is from the annotation of a GenBank genome assembly. Lineage: Eukaryota; Oomycota; Peronosporomycetes; Peronosporales; Peronosporaceae.